Molecule: messenger RNA, 2610 nt
Organism: Leopardus geoffroyi (Geoffroy's cat)
Lineage: Eukaryota; Metazoa; Chordata; Mammalia; Carnivora; Felidae
Gene: SIKE1
Product: suppressor of IKBKE 1
Exons: 5
Coding region: 14-754 (246 amino acids)
Source: RefSeq, a predicted model, not a curated record
UGCGCAGGCGCAUAUGGCGGCUGCCCAGGCGCCUUUUAAACAUACCGGAAGUGACGUCUGUAACGCUGAGACAGGUUCGGGGAAGGUUCGUGUAGGUGAGCAGGGCGGGGGACCGUGGUCCUGGGCCGCUAUGAGCUGCACCAUCGAGAAGAUCCUGACAGACGCCAAGACGCUGCUGGAGCGGCUGCGGGAGCACGACGCGGCCGCAGAGUCGCUAGUGGAUCAGUCCGCCGCGCUGCACCGGCGGGUGGCCGCUAUGAGGGAGGCGGGGACGGCGCUUCCGGACCAGUAUCAAGAAGAUGCACCCGAUAUAAAGGACAUGUCCAAAUUCAAACCUCACAUUCUGCUGUCCCAAGAGAACACACAGAUUAGAGACUUGCAGCAGGAAAACAGAGAGCUAUGGGUUUCCUUGGAGGAACACCAGGAUGCUUUGGAACUCAUCAUGAGCAAGUACCGGAAACAGAUGUUACAAUUAAUGGUUGCUAAAAAGGCCGUGGAUGCUGAACCAGUCCUGAAAGCUCACCAGUCUCACUCUGCAGAAAUUGAGAGUCAGAUUGACAGAAUCUGUGAAAUGGGAGAAGUGAUGAGGAAAGCAGUUCAGGUGGAUGAUGACCAAUUUUGUAAGAUUCAGGAAAAACUAGCCCAAUUAGAGCUUGAAAAUAAGGAACUUCGAGAAUUAUUGUCCAUCAGCAGUGAAUCUCUUCAGGUCAGGAAGGAAAACUCAAUGGACACUGCUUCCCAAGCCAUCAAAUAACUCCACUUCUGAAUGACAGCUGGAGAUUGUCAAGGAAGGAAGUUAUUAUCUUUCUAUUUGAGUAUUGUCCAUGUAAUGUCUUGCCUCAGACUUGAUUUAGUGUUGAUUAAAGGUAUCAGGUGGCAGUUCAGAAAUUCGAAAUCAGAUUGGCUGUCCACAAAACAGUUUUUGGGUGUGUUCGUGAAAAUACACACUGAGUUUCACCAUUCCUUUCUGAGAGACUACUUUUAAUUUUAAGUUCUGGGACCUUGAUUUAUAUAAACUGUGUUACCAGUUCCUUUUUGUUUGUUCAUAUCUCUGAAACUUAGAGCCUUUUAUUAUAAGCCAGCAAUUUUAUUUUAUAUAGGAUUGUAAAUUACAAUUCUAAAAAAUUUUUAAAAGAGAUUAGCUUUUUAAAUCUACUUGGCAUACACCUAGAUUUUUUUUCCAGUUGAGAAAAGUAAUACAAUUCCAUAGAACUAGAUUAGUAGAUUCUCUGAUUUGUAACGUCAUUCACCUCCUAUGAAGUUUUAAGUCUCUCUGGUGCUAAGAGUUGGCACUUUAUGACCUGGUGUCUUUACUCUUAAUUUGAGAGAACCUACUGCUAGUCCCCAAGAAACAUACUUGAAAAUAAGUCCACCAUUUUUCUAGUGAUAGUAAAGUCAUUGUAUUGUUCAAAGAAUCCUGAGAAAUUUGUCCCGUGUAUGUGCAUAUACACAUGUACUCUUAGUUAAGUCCUAAAGGUAGCUUUUAUUUAUUCUAUUUGAUAUUAAUAGUCAAUUUUUCAAUAUUGUCCUCAUAGAAAAUCUUCAACUUGGGUGAUUCACCCAGUUGAAGAGCAUACAAUAGGUUUAUUCACAUCAUGGUUUUUAAUGUACAACAUUCUCUUUACUAUACAUAGAACUUCUUUUUAUAGUUGAGUACCAUCACUUACUUGGAUGUCUUUCAUUAUUAGUACUGGCAGUUGGCUUUCUUUUUAGAUCCACUUUUCACAAGGAAGCAAAGGUUUAUCACCUAAUGAGAGUUAUUACAUUCAUCGUGUUGUGCAGACAACAAAGCAGUGUUGAGAUUCAAAUGCUGAGUAGUCAACUAGGCUCACUCAUCAACUCGUUCUCCCAUCUCAAUUUAGUCACAUGUGAAAUUUACAAAUUACUUCAUGUUAUACUGUCAGAUUAGGUUUGCCUAAAAACAAUUGAAAUAACAAAUCCUAAACCUGUCCACAUUUUCCAGUAGUACUAAGCACCAUACUGCAUAGGAGAGACCCAGUAUUAAAAAAAGUUUUUUGUUUGUGCUUUGUGUGAUGUAAACUUUCAUACGGCCAUAAAGAAUUAGUUCCAAUUAAAACAAUAAAACUUAACUAAGAUAUCCUAAAAGCAUCUGAUCCCAGUAAUACUGAAAUGACUUUGCCUAUAGUGGUGGUCUUUAAUAAUCAGGUAUUUUAGAAUUUGUCAAAUUUCUAUUCAAAGUCCUAUACAGAAUUUGAAAAAUACUACCACCCCCAGUGUAGGCAUUUUUAUCUUGUUUUCCAAGAGUAAGUAAACCUUUAGUCCAGCCAUUUGGCUUGAAGUAUAUACCCUAAGUGCCACUGUGUGUCCCACAGUUCCACUCAGGAGGCAGUGGACUAUACAGGGCCAUCAAAUGGCCCAUUAAAAUAUGACAUGGUGUCUCUUUAUCUGCCUUAUGUUCCUUUAAAGGUGUUUAUAAAGUACUUUACAUCUUAGAUAUCAGGAUAAAUGUCUAUGUUAACUUUUCACCCUGGCAAAUCAAAAGCUUGAAGUCUGAGUCUGAAGAGCUCUCAGCACCCUACAUAAUGUAAUUCUGGCUAGUGUUAAUAUAAAUGUUUCUAAUAAAAACUUCAUUUUGAGAAUAACAGUUAA